Messenger RNA from Cherax quadricarinatus, 3314 nucleotides. RefSeq names its product interference hedgehog. The record is from RefSeq and is a predicted model, not a curated record. Gene Ontology annotation, molecular function: protein binding. NCBI's taxonomy places the organism in Eukaryota, Metazoa, Arthropoda, Malacostraca, Decapoda, Parastacidae. Gene Ontology annotation, biological process: cell-cell adhesion. Gene Ontology annotation, cellular component: plasma membrane.
CUGUGGUAGUGGGAAUAUGCUGCUCGCUGCUCCGCAACUCUUGAAUACAAUUCCUUCUGUCACGUUCAUUAGAGUCUCUAGAAAAAAUAUUAACACGCUAUACCUUUCACCAAUGAAGAGAACUUCACGCAAAAACUGCCAUCUUAGAAAAUUAUAAGAAAUUAUUAAAAUAAUGAACAUUUGAGUGUUGAGGGUUGACUCCUGACACGAGUAUCCUCUUGUCAACAUCUGAAAUCAAACUUAAUCAAAUUGCCAGUUUAUUAAAUGGAAACAACAAGCACACAGGCUCUUGAAACAGCAAGGCACGCUGAGUUAUAAGCGUGUGAUGGAGAUGCCGGUGUUUAAAUAAGUUGGUAGAGUGUUAGUGUAUGGUGAGGUGGUGCCCUAGAGGCGGUCCAGCCAUCACCACCAUACUUAACAUUACUCCUGCUCUUCACUCUUAUAUAAUCCUCAAGGGUAACACGAUCAUGUGUGGUCGCUGGAUGGCAUCACCCACACCCCUGCCGUCUCUGCUGACGUUGCUGCUGUUGCUUCUGCUGCUGGAUGUCACCACUAUAGGCGCCGAGUUCGGUAUCGGGUUCACCCGCUGGCCGGAGUCGGUAGUGGCUGCGGUACCCGGAACGCAAGUUCGACUUCCCUGCGCCACCAACGUCACCGCUGAGAAGAUUUCCUGGCAAUACAACCAUCACUUCUUGCUGGCCGACACCCCUAGCGACGUCCCCGCCGCCGCCGCAGCCGCCCACCUCCAGAGGGCGCCGCCGUUUGAGGUCCACGAGACGAAGAACGGCAGCGAAUUGGUGGUGAAUCUAGAGCGGCGGGAAGGACAGUAUCGUCACCAACUGGGGCUGUACCAGUGUGUGGCAUGGUUCGGUGCUAUAGCGUUGACCUCCCUGCCAGGACGACUGGUGGCAGCUACGCUGGAGUCGUACCCUGCCGGGAGUGCCGCCAGGGAGAUGCAGGAGGUACUGGAGGGAGGAGCCGCCAGGGUGGAGUGUGGGGCACCCACAUCAGUGCCAGAAGCUGUCAUCUCUUUCUACAAGGAUGGUGUCCUUCUUAACGCAACUGCCAUCUCAGGGUACCGCCUCACCCCCCACGGUGACCUGCUGGUGCACGGGGUGGGUGCGUGGGCGGCCGGAGAGUACACCUGCAGCGCCCACAACCACGUGCUGCGGCAGAGCGCCGCCCCCGCCGCCCACACUGUGGUGAGGGUGGUGGCCAGGACCCAGCUCACACCUGCCUCACCCCCGCAGUUCGUCACCCUCAGAACCAUCUAUACCGCUCACACAGGUUCCAAUGUGACUUUGCUGUGCUUGGCCAAUGGUCAUCCAAAACCAACACUGCAAUGGUCAAGGUAUGGAGGGAGGCUGCCAUUGAGGAGCAUACAACAGGAAGAUGGUUCAUUGCUCAUCACCCAGCUGGCAGCACAAGAUGAGGGCACAUACCUGUGUCGUGCAUACAAUGGUCUCGGUACAGAGAUCUUGCUGGAUGUACCACUAGAGGUACUAGAGGCUCCAAGCAUAACUUUGGCACCAGAGUCUCAAGAUGUGGAAGAAGGUAAAAGCGUCACUUUGGCAUGUACAGCAGUGGGUUACCCACACCCCAAGAUCAUGUGGGUCUUCAAUGGAGGAUUAGUAAGGAAUGAUGGCAACAUCUUAAUAACAGAAAAUGGUUUGACCAUUGGGGUCGUGGAAAAAGAGCAUGCAGGGAUCUUCCAGUGUUUUGCUCAUAACCCAGAAGGCACUGUACAGAGUGUAGCUGUGAUCAGUGUAGUGCCUAAGACUGUCACUGUUGAUCCACGAGCUACCCUCCACAAUGAUUAUGCAGCCAGUGAAACUACUGACAAUCGAAGAUGGCGCAAUGGUCAGAGGCGAGAAGGUGGUGGAGGAGCUGGAGGAAGAGGAGAUAUUAAUGGUGGGGAAAAAAGAAAUCAUGGUCGGAAUAAUGGAAGUGAACAUGGAGAAGCAUCAAAACAAAAUGAUGAGAACACUGGUGAUCCCCCUAUAACAGGGGAUACUGCAGGGUGGAAGAAGAAAACAAAGAAAGGUUUAAUGGUUCCACCAUCUAAGCCCAGGAUGACAAAGGUGUCAGAUGAAUCGGUUAUGGUUACAUGGGAUGCUCCACAAGCUUCAGGGUUGCCUAUUCUUUUUUAUAAGAUCCAGUAUAAAUUAGUCCGGAGCCGAGGGAAUCGUGGAAGCCGCUGGAUGACUGUCGAUGAAGACAUUCCACCCCAUAUCAACAGCUAUGAAGUGACGGGUCUGCAAACUGCUCACACUUACAGGUUUCGUAUUGCUGCUGUAUAUGCUAACAAUGACAACAAACUUGGGCCAAACUCUCGUCGUUUUCUUUUGGAGAAGGAUUUGACAAUUCAGCGUCCUGCUUAUCCGCCAACUAUAGUCAGUGUGACUCCUCAGGGUCCCACUUCUGUUAAACUAGAGUGGGAGUACAAGCCUUCUCCCGGUGUACCUGUGGAGGGCUUCUUUAUUAACUAUCGUGAAGCAACAAUAGCUGGAGAAUACACUAAGGUUACAGUGUUGGGACCUGCUAAGAGAAGUUUUGUAAUACUUCAUCUUAAGGCUAACGUCUCCUAUGAUUUUAAGAUCCAAUGCUUCAAUAUUGCGGGUGCCUCGGAGUUUUCAGCUAUAUAUAAUAAGAACGCAGUGGGUUCUUCUCUGAGCACAACUGAAGCACCAAUCAUAAUUAACACCUUAGUGCCCAUAUUCAACAAUGAUGACCUUAGCCUGUCCAAUAUUCAUCUUUAUAUUAUUCUUGGAGCUGUGCUUGCAUUUUUACUUCUUAUUGUGAUUGUUUCUGCAACAGUAUACACCUGCCGCAACAAACACACUGAUGAUGACACAAGAUCAACCAAAUAUGAAGACACAUCUCUCCACAUCCAUCGAGAAACUGCCACCUAUAUAUUACCCCACCAGCAGAAUAAUGGACAAACUCCAAAUGGCUAUCUGUCUCAUCAGGGUAUUGCUGUUUCUCCUGGAGAUGGUGAGAAGGUAGCAAUAGAAAGUUCCUUCAUUGAAAACAACAAUCAUAACACUCAGCCAGUGGAGAGAUGUUAUACACCCUCUGCUAGACGAAUACCUCUAGAAGAUGGCAGUGCUGAAUCUGAGGUUAAAAUUCCAGUAUUGCCUAGAAAUUCUAGUGACAAUUGUGAAAGUGUUGUGCGGCCCUGUAGUGAUAAAGACCACAACCAGAGACUGUGCAUAUCGUAAUGAAAAUCUGCUGAGUUGUUCAGUGGAAACAUGAAUGUGUAAAAUAUCAUUAGUGUUGUUAUGGAUAUUUGUGCAUUGAAAUCAAAUCCUGUA